Messenger RNA from Sesamum indicum (sesame), 1850 nucleotides. RefSeq names its product P-loop containing nucleoside triphosphate hydrolases superfamily protein (gene PDE318). Lineage: Eukaryota; Viridiplantae; Streptophyta; Magnoliopsida; Lamiales; Pedaliaceae. The record is from RefSeq and is a predicted model, not a curated record. Gene Ontology annotation, molecular function: GTP binding.
AAGAGAGAGUCAGAGAACAGGCAAGUUCAUUUGGUUAAACCCUGGUUAACCCCCCACCACGAAUCCCUGAUCCUCUGCGCAAUCGUGGGCGAGAAAAGGAAUGAAUGGCAGUCGGGGUCUACUUCAGCUAUGGCAAAUACCGCCGUCUUCUCUGCUUUUCGGAGGCUGCAGUUUUCCUAGAGCUGUGAAUUUGGUGCCUUCAAAAGUUAUGCACCCGACGUUGUGCUUCUGUCAGCAAAUGCAGACGACUGCCUAUGAAAUUGUCAAUGGGAGCUAUGUUCCAGUCAAAGAUACCAAACAAGCACCCAAAAUCAAGGAUAAAGAGGUAAUGCCUGCAGAAGCUGUUGGUGCAUUUCAGAAGCUUCCAAUGGUGAUGCCAUCAGUUGAUAUUCUAUAUUCAGCAUUGAGGAAGGCAAAGAGGGUCUCCCCUACGAAGGGUAUUGCUAAUGUUGCAAAGCGUGAGAGAAAUAGAGGUGCAAAACAACUUGACGCAUUAAUGAAGGAACUUGCAGUUCCAUUGAGGACGUACAAGGAGAACUUCCCCAACAGAAAAGAUUUGCACCCUUAUGAACGAUCUCUGGUUGAGUUGACUCUUGGGGAUGGGAACUAUGAGGAGGUGUUGGGAAAAGUUGAUGCUUUACGGAAGAAAGUGGUGUCAGUAGGAAAAGAACAUGCAUCCCUCUGCGCCAAGUCACUCACAAAGCGUGAAGCUGAGGAACGAUUGAUUGAGGGAAUGAAGAAAAUUGAAGAAAUGUUUAAUCGUGAAGGAAAAGCUAUAGAUGAUUUAUUGAAUAUUGCUAAGACUUUGCGGGCAAUGCCGGUAGUCAACCUGGAAACACCCACCCUCUGUCUUGUUGGGGCUCCUAACGUAGGAAAGUCAUCUUUGGUACGUCUACUAUCAACAGGAAAGCCUGAGGUCUGCAAUUACCCAUUCACAACGAGAGGAAUUCUGAUGGGUCAUAUUACCUUGAGCUACCAGAAUUUUCAGGUUACAGAUACACCGGGUCUAUUAAGGAGACAUGACGAAGAUAGGAAUAAUUUAGAAAAGCUGACACUUGCUGUACUCUCCCAUUUGCCAACUGCUGUACUCUAUGUUCACGAUCUUUCUGGAGAGUGUGGGACCUCACCCUCUGAUCAGUUUGUCAUUUACAAGGAAAUAAAGGAGAGGUUCGGUGACCAUCUUUGGCUUGAUGUUGUGUCUAAAUGUGAUCUGCUAAGUGAUUCUCCAGUAGUCUUCAUCACAGAAGAUAGUAGUGCUGAUGAUUUUGAGCUAGCAAAGUAUCGAAGAAUGGGGCCUGAUGGAGCAUUACGUGUAUCAGUGAAGACUGAAGCUGGUAUUGCCCAGUUGAAGAGUAGAGUGCAUGAACUACUAACUAGUCAGUCAGCAAAGAUAAAAGGCUGGAACAGCAAUGAAGAAACUCUUGAAGCUCUAAGAUAAUUGAUCCUUGAUAUGGACAAGAGUAAAUUGAAAUUCAGAAUUGUGGUUUUGCAACUGCAAAUCCAUAUGUUCCAACAACAAUGCUCCUUAUUUAAGCACCAUGGCCUCCCUCUUUCUCUGCCGUGCUAAGGUGAGCAACUUCCUUGAAGAUCAUGGUGAUAUGAGGCGGGCUACACGUAGAGACGGGCUGACUUCUACAAUAAGUCAUGCUAUAAUGGUUCGCGUCAGUACCAAAUUACUAACAAAUGCUAACUUGUGGCCUCCUGGUUCCUGAUAGGGUAAUUGGAGUAUCAAGGCACAUGCUUUGACAUGUUAUAUUAUUGAUUUGCUCUUCGAUUUGCAGAAGCAGCUGUACGAAUUUUUGCAGGCUUUUUGAGCUUUAUUAAUGCCAUGAGAUCUCUUGUCCCUGCUA